GGGAGAGGCGGGGGCGGCCCCGGCGUGGCCAAGGCUGGCGGGCCCGGGCGCGGCCGCCCAGCUGUCGCAGGAGCCCAGCGGAGCGAGUGAGCUAUGGCCGGCCUCAACUCACUGGAUGCGGUGAAGCGCAAGAUCCAGGCCCUGCAGCAGCAGGCGGACGACGCGGAGGAUCGCGCGCAGGGCCUGCAGCGCGAGUUGGACGGCGAGCGCGAGCGGCGCGAGAAAGCUGAAGGAGAUGCGGCUGCCCUCAACCGCCGCAUCCAGCUCCUGGAGGAGGAGCUGGACCGGGCUCAGGAGCAGCUGGCCACAGCCCUGCAGAAUCUGGAGGAGGCGGAGAAGGCUGCUGAUGAGAGUGAGAGAGGCAUGAAGGUGAUAGAGAACCGAGCGAUGAAAGACGAGGAAAAGAUGGAGAUCCUGGAGAUGCAGCUCAAAGAAGCCAAGCACAUCACCGACGAGGCUGACCGCAAGUACGAGGAGGUGGCUCGUAAGUUGGUCAUCCUGGAGGGUGAGCUGAAGAGAACAGAGGAGCGGGCGGAGGUGUCUGAACUAAAGUGUGGUGACCUGGAGGAAGAGCUCAGGAAUGUAACUAACAAUCUGAAAUCACUGGAGGCCGCUUCUGAGAAGUAUUCUGAAAAGGAGGAUAAAUAUGAAGAAGAAAUCAAGCUUCUGUCUGACAAGCUGAAGGAGGCCGAGACCCGAGCUGAGUUUGCAGAAAGGACAGUUUCUAAACUGGAGAAGACAAUUGACGACCUGGAAGAAAAACUUGCCCAGGCCAAAGAAGAGAAUGUGGGCUUACAUCAGACACUGGACCAGACGCUAAACGAACUUAACUGUAUAUAAACUAAACCAGAAGAGUCCUGUUUUAACACCAACUCCACUCCAGAGGGUGUACUCUGUCUUCCUGUUUUGUAAGAAUUUCUACUUAUUACCAUGUCGCCACCUUGCUGGAAAUGCCAAGCAGAAAAUGAAUUUAUGACCAAAUAUUUUGUGUUAGACAAGCUAUGAGCACCAGUUAAGUUUAUUUCUUUCCCUUUCCAUUCAGAUGGCACCAACUUCUUUGGUUAUUCUUAUUCUUAAAUUGCAUUUAUUCCUAAAAUAGGCAGGGAAUUUCACAGAGUAUAUUUGCUUAAGGCUGAGGGCGUUUAGUUCUUGGGAAUUAGUCAACCCCCAACCCCACACUUCGAAGCACAGGCUCAAGUAUCUAAUCAUAGCUGGUUGCUGUUGGGGAAGUUAUUUGAGGCUAGGGGUUGUCACAAGAAAACAUGUAGAAAUUUCCACCCAGAGCAAAAAUUAACAGUCUACUAUGGGAAGUCAUAAAGCACAACUAGAUGAGCCUGAUCAUACUGGGUCUGCUCCACAGUCCCCGUGAAGAACACAUUUCCUUUAAGCAUUCCAAGCGAGAAUGCUGGGGUGAUCAUUGUUGCCCAUGUGUCUUCUGACUGAGCUCUAGUGCUGUUCCAUGCACAUGUCCCUUUGCUCCAGAAUUGUUGAGGAGCAGGUGUCUUAUUCCAGGACUUUUCUGCUGUGGUGUAUAAUGAUAUGCUCGGCAGGGACUAUGGCAGAGUCCAACCCUUUUCAUCAGGGCUACAGUGAGACUCAGUACACUGAGCAUCUUUCUAAUACCACGUGUUGGGCAACAAAAGGUCUCUCCAGCAGCAAAGUAGUGACAGAAAAAUUGGCUUAACUUCAUCUCCAUUGUUCAGGGAACAACAAAUGGAAGCUUGACUUUGCCAAGACUUGAAUUCCUUCGGGAAUGACACUAAUAAAAGACCAAGAACUCCUGACUGAACUGGAUGUGGAGUGCUCUGUAGGCUGCACAUUCUUUUUUUGGCUUUGUAGUUUUGCUUUCCCAGUUAACAUCUCACACUGAAACAUUCCACAUUCCCCAGCAGUGUGGGGCCAACUCAAGUUUACAGUCGUGACUGAAAGUCACCUGCUUCUAGCUUAUCUAAAGCCUGCCCCUCACUCCUAUUUAUUAAGCAUCACACUACCAGGGAGAUGAACGUUGAGCAAACUGUGCAAUUGAUAAAAUCUACUCUUUAGGUUCUUGCGAUUGUAUCAUAUAUAAUAGUAUCACUUUUCUACAUUUUGGUCAAAUAAAUUUUUGCAUAAAUAA
Molecule: messenger RNA, 2116 nt
Organism: Apodemus sylvaticus (European woodmouse)
Lineage: Eukaryota; Metazoa; Chordata; Mammalia; Rodentia; Muridae
Gene: Tpm4
Product: tropomyosin 4
Exons: 8
Coding region: 94-840 (248 amino acids)
Biological process (GO): actin filament organization; muscle contraction
Cellular component (GO): actin filament
Molecular function (GO): actin filament binding
Source: RefSeq, a predicted model, not a curated record